UUUCGGUCAGUACGCGUUCUCACUUAUUACGGUCGGUUGUGUGUCUGACGAUUGUUAUCCCAACGUGUUUUUGUUAUUGUUUUAGUGAUUACGCGUGUUUAAACGAUAAUAAUAUUAGUAUUUUCGUGUAAUUGACGGUUUUUUUUUUAUCGUCGUCCUUCUCUAGUCUACAAAUCGAUUUGUCGAACACCUGAGGAUUCACAGUUCGGCAAGAUUUAUACACGACAGGAUAUGGCAAAUAAAAAAUCUGAAAAAGUCGUAUGUAUCAUCGUUGUUUGCUUUAAAACUAAUUGAUGAAGCACAAUGUCACCGGAAAAUGUGUGUCCAAGAUUCAAACAGAAUGCCUGGAAAAAAGAACUGUGCUCAAAUUGUUUUCGUCCGAAAGAGGAGCACCCCGAGAAGCCCAAACGGGUACAUAUUGACUACAAACCACUACCGGAAAUAUCUCCAGCUCAGAGUAUAUUGAAGGUAAAUGGUUCGUGUGACAAAUCUCGGAAAGUUUCGUUUUCGAUUGUUGAGACAGAAGUCAUCGGAUAUGGCGGUGAAGAGUACUCGACCGAUGAAGAAUAUUCGUCGGACGAGGAAAACGGUUCGGAAUUCAUUGACUCUGGUGACGACGAAGAGCUCAAAAGACUGACCGAAGCCAACACGAACCUAAACAGUAAACCUGAAAUUGUAUCCGAAAAGGUUGUUGCCGGUGGUAAUGUUGCAAAAACUCCGAUCGUAGCGGUAACUGCGAUGACGGACAACAAAUCACCCGUGAAAAAACCAAUGGUACAAAACAAGUCACCGCCACUGGUCACUGUUCAGCCGUUCAGCGGGGAAUCACCUAAAUCGCUUGUGUUCAACUUCCUAAAAAACAAAGAGAUUGCCACGGCUGCUACUGCCACCGCCGCAGUAGCCAAAACAGCUUGCGAGGAGGUACAAAAAAUCGAGAAAAAAGAUACUGAAAACAUUCAACUUAGAAAGACUGAGAUAACAAAAAAACCAACAUUAACCAGAAGCUCAUUGGUGGCCAAUUCCAACGAGCCAUAUUUAAAUAUAAGACGGUGCAGUUUGCCGGCGGAAGAAGAAGAGGUGAAACCAACGCCGCCGCUGCCGACGUCAAUGUUAACGUUGACGAACACAGAAAUCCCAAGAGCGAAACUCGUCCAUCAGCCGGAAACGGUUGCACCCGUCGAAAUAUUAAGAGGUGUGGAGGAAACCACUGAAGUCGUCUCGUCGACGAGAGAGUCGGACGCCGAUAUAGCGGGCAGUGGCACGGCACCAUACAAAACGAGAAAUAAUGUACCACGAAUGGGUACUAUGCACUUCAAACUGAAGUUGGCUGUGGCUUCAUCUCAAAAACCAGAACCGUUAAAACUAAUCGGUAGUAGCGCUUCCGUGGAUCACCCGCAAGAUUCUUCGUUGUUGACCAGCAGAGAAAUGGCGGGUGAACCCGACGGUAAAGCGGAUUCCGACGAACCCGGUGACCCGUCGACAACUCCAGUGAACCGAUCGUUCCUCCAUAACUUCAAAGACCAUUCGUUGCCCUUGCGAGACACCUCUACUACACCUCCAAGGACGCCUAUCAAAAAGACUUCAAUUACCAGUAAUAGCCCGCCCGAAUGUCCCAGGAGCAUCAAACGCCAAGCUCCAAAACCUCCUCCGCCGCCGCCAUCGUUGACAACGGCCAAGACGUGUGCUGAAUUCGUUUACCACAGUGCUAACAGUUCGUUUUCUGACGAAGAGUUCAGACCCGAUGACGUGACCAUCACAAACCGUAAGCUGUUAGCUGAAUACUGCGAACAAAUCGAAAAAGAACAAUCACAACACUGCGGUAGUGGUGGUAACUGGGAACGACCAUCGUCUGCGGCUACUGUCACCUCCAAUGGUGACUCAUCGGUGCGCGAAUCGUCCACGCUCCUGUUACCCGGAAAACGGCCCGCCUGCGAAAAGAAAAAGUACGGAAAGGCCACUAAAGUGGGUCUUAAGAUCAAGAAAUUUCUAAGGAUACCCAGCCGGGAAUCAACGGUCACCACACCUCAGCAACCGUCUACCAGGCCCAAGCUAGAAAUUAUUCAUCCGUUAGACAUCAACAAAUCCGCCGUGGAAAUCAUUCAUAACUACGCUGUCGACGGACUUCUGUACACAAAAGAGCCGUCUGCCAAAGCACUAUCAAACCAUCAUCCAGCACGACCUACAAAACCACCACCACCGCCCAGAAGUCUUCCGCCCGUCGCAAAGCUGCCGCUAAAGUCCGUCCCGUCCACGGAAAUCACAGAUUACCCCGACACAUCGAAAACAUGUGAUUCAAGCGCGUCCGACGAAGCUUACGAACCGGUAAAUUUUUCGGCACCAGAGUGUGACCACAGUUCGCCGGAAAUGGCACGACUAACGUCAAUGCAGUAUUACGGUAGCGAAACCGAGUCAGAGAUAUAUCCGACCAUUCAGUUUGGCGACGACUUUGGAGCCGAAGACAGCAUUAGGAACACUCAGCCAGGACAUAAUAAGAGUCUCGAAGAGAGUUACGAUGCCGUCGUAAUCGCCAAUCACGAAGCUUUGACCAAACUCUUGGAUCAGGCGACAAGCUGUCCGAAAAUACCCAAAGAGUUGAUGGCGUUGAAGACGAAAAGCUUGGAAUGGUCCAGUUUCCGCGUAGAUCCUACGAGUCGGUUGCAAAAAGCUGGUUGUGCGUUCUACAACGGCAAAUGGUACGACGUGCCGGUGGUGUUGAGCAUUUCCGAAGAACCGGUUGAGCUAAACAACGUACUGAAUAAUCAUUUUACCAUGACCAAAGUGACGGAGUUCGUGACGCGUGUGGAAAAGGAAUACAGUCCAGGAGCCGAAAACGAAAAAGUUUACGUUACGCUGUGGAAUGCCCAUCGCAUGGAGGCCAUCGAAUCGUAUUGCAAAGAAUACAACGCCAAGUACGCGGACGUCACCAAGGAAGCCGGUCUCAUCCUAGUGGAAACUGUCAAUCUGUUGAUUGGCCUGCAGGCGUCAGACGUGAACCGGUAUAGCCUGGAACCGUUCGUAGUGACUAGAAACUGUUUCGGUGCCGACCCGACCGUGGCCAUGGUGCAGCUGGAAACCGAUUUACAGGAAGCGGAAGAUUCGCUUUGUGAUAUCAUGCUGAAAGUGCUCAGAUUGCUGGCGCCCACGUGGGAGAUGACCGUGUGUCUGUCGCAAGUGUUGCGACAGGACCGGCCCAACUCCUUGUCCAAAUGCAAGGCGCUACUCGAGUUCUGGCUGUGGGGUCCGACCGGAGUGACAGUGUCGCCCGACCGACCGUUGUCGCUGAAAAGAUGGUUGGACUUGGAACGCGCUAACAUCCUGCAUGGCCAUGUGUGUUCCCGUUCCGCCGACCUGUCCGUCAAGCAGAUAUGCUACAUGUCGUUUUUGGUGGCCAACGACGAUAAACUGUUCUCGGACGCAUGGGCCGUGCUAUCCGAUCGCAAGAUGCGGCCGCCGCGUGAUCCGACGAUCUCUAAAUGUUAACGCACAAACAUGUUUUGUAUUGUUUUGUUUUUGAAUUAUUUCCUUCGAGUGUCAACAAAUUUUUUUGUCAAAAAAUCUCCGAAUCAUUCUUUUCUCUCCAACACUCUUUAUUUUUUUUUUUUUUUUUAAAGUCUUAACUCUUAGUAUAACAAUAUGAUGAUUGUAGUUGCUAAAAACCCGUUGCCGCUCUUUCACGUUUGUUAUUAUGAUUCUAGGAUAAAAAUGACACUAUUGAAUAAAUUAUUAUUACCUACUAACCCAACUGUUAAUUAUACUCUACGCGUAUACAUGUUUGCUCAUUAACUGUUAUUAUUCUAAUUUAAAUAAUAUAUAUAUAUAUAUUAUUGUGUAGUUGCAAAGUGUGAUUUGCAGCCCAAUAUCUGCCAUGUUAAAAUAUUAAGUAUUUAAAAUAUAUUUUUGUUAGUUAUAAGAUACUUAACAUAUUAAGACAUGAGUAUUUAUUUGUAUAAGAAAAAAAAUGAAACAAAAAAGCUCUCUAUUUUGUCAAUUAUUUUUGUAUCAAAAGAAAAUUAUAAAUAUACUCGUUGUGUAUUUUA
Rhopalosiphum padi (bird cherry-oat aphid) is the source of this 4037-nucleotide messenger RNA. RefSeq lists its product as uncharacterized. The record is from RefSeq and is a predicted model, not a curated record. Lineage: Eukaryota; Metazoa; Arthropoda; Insecta; Hemiptera; Aphididae. The transcript has 10 exons. Bases 304 to 3480 code for a protein of 1058 amino acids.